AUGUGGAAUCGAUAUUGGACAAAGAGCAGUGUUGCACAGACAGGCAUGCCACAUGCACAUUGCCAAAGGAUGAACAGUCCAGUGCAGAAAGUUACAUAUAACGCAGUGGUAUACGCACUACAUCAUCUGACUUACGCCGCGCGCAAACUAGUUCGUUCAAUCGCGCCGUUGACUUGGAUUACCAGGACGCAUCCACCAUUAGUGGAUAGUUGUGUAUUUGCCUUUUGUGGGACUGCGCCGCAUCGGGGCUUGUAUUAUGAACCAACCUUCGGUAUUAUUAUUAUUAUUAUUAUUAUUAUUAUUAUUAUUAUUAUUAUUAUUAUUAUUAUUAUUGUUGUUGUUGUUGUUGUUGUUGUUAGUAUUAUUAUUAAU
This is a messenger RNA of Gryllus bimaculatus (two-spotted cricket), 372 nucleotides long. The record is from the annotation of a GenBank genome assembly. NCBI's taxonomy places the organism in Eukaryota, Metazoa, Arthropoda, Insecta, Orthoptera, Gryllidae.